AUGACUCAGAAUGGCGAGGAGGUCAUACUCUUCCAUUACGCCCAGUCGAUCUAUUCGCACAAGGUAUUGUGGUACCUGAAGUUGGCCGGUAUCAAGUACUCAGAAUGUAUCCAACCACCGAUAAUGCCGCGACCUGACCUGGCAGCUCUGGGCAUCUCUUAUCGUCGAAUACCAGUGCUCGCCAUCGGCCGCCAUGUCUAUUGUGAUUCGAGAUUGAUCUUACAAGUCUUACAAGAAAGAUACCCUCUUCCAAAUGCCUCGUUAAGUGCUUCGCAAAAAGCUGUCCAGAGAUUGCUUCAAGACUGGAACCAUGAUCAAAUCUUCUUGCAUGCUACGCGCUGUUUACCAUACGAGCGUUCUGCUUUGGGCAAGAACCCUGCAUUCCUUGCCGACAGAUCCGAGGCAAUGGGCAGACCUUUCCGAAUUGAGGACAUGAUCAAAGACAGGCCGGAAUCGUACAACUAUAUUCGUGCCAUGUUUCAGACGCUGGAGGACCUCCUGGAAGAUGGACGUGAUUGGAUUUUCGACAGUGCAGUACCCUCAAUCGCAGAUGUCGAUGCCGUCUACAUCGCGCAGUGGAUCGUGACGAACCCACUGAUGGAGGGUGCAGUCCCAGAACACUUUCUUUCCAAAAAGAUGUUUCCUAAAACAUAUGCCUGGAUUCAUCUCUUCAGAAAAGCGUUGCAGGACGCCGAGGUCAAGGCUUCCGUACCUCCAGCUCUGAGCGGUAAAGAGGUUUUCGAGAAGAUCACGUCCGCACCAGCUGGAGCUUUUCAAGACGACAUGAGCUACGCUGACUCACUCAGGCUAAAGAUUGGUGAGAUGGUUGAGGUCUACCCGACAGACUGGGCCUCGCACCACCGCGAUGUGGGCGAACUUGUAAUGCUGAAAGCAAACCAGGUGUACAUGCUUGCUCUCGAACUGGGCACUGCAGACCGAAUUGAGCUUCAGACUGUUGUCGUUGCACCAGUCAAGUACCCGGGAUGGUCUGAUGAUGUCCUCACUGUUGCCGAGUCGAACCCUCUGGCAAAACUACCGACUCUGGUCCUCGGCAACAACGGCGAUGGCGUUUAUGACUCGAAAGUGAUCUGCGACUUUCUAGAACACGAAGCCUUGAUGAACAAGCGGUCUGACCCUAAACGACACAAUUGGCGAUUGAGAACUCUUCACGGUUGCGCCGACGGCAUGUUGGACGCGCAAGUUCUCAUCUUGUACGAGAAGAAGAUCCGUGCUGAGAACAACGUCGCAUAUCAAGCCUGGAUCGAUGGUCAAAACGAGAAGAUAAUCCGGGGACUUGACCAACUUGAACUUGAAGUUGGUCGUGGUACGCUUCAGCCGCCAGCUAACGAUGCACCGGCGUCAGCGGCUGAAUGUGCGGUAGCAGCAUGUGUAGCCUUUCUGGACAUUGUUGGGAUUGAAUGGCGCGAUGGAAGACAAAGCCUAGUACAGUGGUUCAAGAGAUGGCAGGAUCGAGAGUCUUUUGUCAAGACUCGUCCGAACGUGGACUGGAAGACAGGCCAAAAUGUCGAUAUAGGAUUUGGCCGAGACGUGCUAGCAGGCAAAAAGGGUUGA
This is a messenger RNA of Aureobasidium subglaciale EXF-2481, 1572 nucleotides long. RefSeq lists its product as uncharacterized. NCBI's taxonomy places the organism in Eukaryota, Fungi, Ascomycota, Dothideomycetes, Dothideales, Saccotheciaceae. The coding region runs from base 1 to 1572 and encodes 523 amino acids. The transcript has 4 exons. The record is from RefSeq and is a predicted model, not a curated record. Gene Ontology annotation, biological process: L-phenylalanine catabolic process; glutathione metabolic process. Gene Ontology annotation, molecular function: maleylacetoacetate isomerase activity; glutathione transferase activity.